AUGAUAAGCAACCUACCCGACGAUAUCAUUGCUCAUAUUCUUUCUUUUCUUCCCAUGAAAGAUGCAAUCCGUACUAGUGUUUUAGCACAGAGAUGGAUAUACAUGUGGACAUAUCUCACAGACCUAUGUUUUGGAGAUAAAGCUACAAUUUAUUCUCAAGAUAAGAUAAACAAAACUACUUUUAUCAACUUUGUAUACACGAUGCUUCUUCAUCUCAAUACUUUAAACAUCAAUAAAUUUUCUCUUUCUCUUUCUGAGAAAUAUGACCCCUACAUUAUCAAUAACUGGAUAUCUUUUGCUUUAAAUCGAAAAGUAAAAGAGAUUAGUGUCCGUUCCAUUCAAGAAUGCAACAUUUCAUGUUAUCCCAUUUUCAAAUGCCAGUCCUUGCAGAAUUUGGUGCUGAAUAUGAAUCAUUCUACCAUCCAAUUUCCGUCUUUCGUUUGUCUUUCAUCCCUUACUGUCCUGAGUUUGGUUGCAAUGAAAAUUACAUGUUGCUCCUCCGAUCAGUCCAAAAAGUUAAAACUUAAAUUCCCAGUUCUUAGAGAGUAUACCUCAUUUGAUUGCAUUUGGUUAGGUGUAAAGCAUGUUACUAUAGAAGCGCCUUUACUUGAAAAGGUUAACAUAUUUCGUCAUUGGUAUACGACGUUCAAUAUGUCACAGGCUGUAAUUGAGAUUCGUGCUUCCUAUAUUACAAAUUAUAGUUAUAUGAGUUAUAUAUCAUCAGAGACCAUUUUGCUAGAUGUUGCACAUGUUGCUGAAGCUUCCAUUUGUCUAACGAAUUCAAAGGUCCAGAUGAGCGAGCAACAAAUGAAGAUCUGUGUUCUCAAACUUUUCAAUCUUAAGAAUUUGAAAUGUUUACGACUAAUUUAUGGUCUUGAAUCAAUGAAAUAUUAUUUAGCUGAUAUUCCUGCAGUUCGAAUGCUGGGUUACCUGCAUAUACAUUGCUCUGUUUCCAUUGAAAUUUUGUUAGCCUUACUUUUAAAAUCACCAUGUCUGGAGACUCUAGUUUUAAAGGCAAUAGAUUCUUACACAGAACUGCCGAGUUUUUCAAUCGUACCCGAAUGUUUUCUAUCUACUCUUAAAGUGGUUUUGGAGAGUAUUAGUUUCUCAUGCUAUAAGCUGAGUGAGGCAGAAAUUGAAAAGGUUAAGGAGAAAACAUUCUUAUUUAAGAGAAGUUUUAAUAUAGAAUUUUCAGCUCAUUCUGUAACAUGA
This is a messenger RNA of Vicia faba (fava bean), 1212 nucleotides long. The record is from the annotation of a GenBank genome assembly. NCBI's taxonomy places the organism in Eukaryota, Viridiplantae, Streptophyta, Magnoliopsida, Fabales, Fabaceae.